This is a messenger RNA of Harpia harpyja (harpy eagle), 10195 nucleotides long. RefSeq names its product myosin VB (gene MYO5B). Gene Ontology annotation, biological process: vesicle transport along actin filament; actin filament organization. Gene Ontology annotation, cellular component: cytoplasm; actin cytoskeleton; myosin complex. Lineage: Eukaryota; Metazoa; Chordata; Aves; Accipitriformes; Accipitridae. The record is from RefSeq and is a predicted model, not a curated record. The transcript is spliced from 40 exons. The coding region runs from base 118 to 5673 and encodes 1851 amino acids. Gene Ontology annotation, molecular function: actin filament binding; ATP binding; microfilament motor activity.
GCGGCGGCGGGUGUAAAGGUCGGUCGGUCGGUCGGUCUGUCUGUCCGUCGGUCCGGCGGGCGCCGCUCGCUGCCUACCGGCCCCAUGCCCCGCGCCUAAGAGCCGCCCGCCCCGGCCAUGUCCACCGCGCAGCUCUACACCAAGUAUACUAGGGUUUGGAUUCCUGACCCUGAUGAAGUUUGGAGAUCAGCAGAAAUUAUCAAGGAUUACAAAGAGGGAGAUAAAAGCCUCCAUCUGAAACUUGAAGAUGAAACUCUCUACGAAUAUCCUAUUGAUCUCCAAGGAAAUGAGCUGCCUUUCCUGCGCAAUCCAGAUAUCCUGGUGGGAGAGAAUGACCUGACAGCCCUGAGCUACCUGCACGAGCCCGCGGUCCUCCACAACCUCAAAGUCAGGUUCCUCGAGUCCAACCACAUCUACACGUACUGUGGUAUUGUACUUGUUGCCAUCAAUCCAUAUGAGCAGCUGCCAAUCUACGAACAAGAUGUCAUCUAUGCGUACAGUGGCCAAAACAUGGGGGAUAUGGAUCCUCACAUCUUUGCGGUGGCAGAGGAAGCCUAUAAGCAAAUGGCCAGGGAUGAGAAGAACCAGUCCAUCAUCGUGAGUGGUGAGUCAGGUGCUGGAAAGACUGUCUCUGCCAAAUAUGCCAUGCGCUUCUUUGCAACCGUCGGUGGUUCUGCCAGCGACACCAACAUCGAAGCCAAAGUCCUUGCAUCGAGCCCAAUUAUGGAGGCAAUUGGAAAUGCUAAAACAACAAGGAAUGACAACAGCAGUCGCUUUGGGAAAUACAUUCAGAUCGGCUUUGAUAAAAGAUACCACAUCAUUGGUGCCAACAUGAGGACGUAUCUGUUGGAAAAAUCACGAGUUGUAUUCCAGGCAGAGGACGAGCGCAACUACCACAUCUUCUAUCAGCUUUGUGCCUCAGCGAGUCUUCCAGAAUUCAAAGACCUUGGACUAACAUGUGCCGAAGACUUUUUCUACACUUCUCAGGGAGGUGACACGUCUAUUGAUGGCGUGGAUGAUGCUGAUGACUUUGAGAAAACCAGGCAUGCCUUCACCCUGCUUGGAGUGAAGGAGUCUCAUCAGACAACCAUUUUUAGGAUAAUUGCUGCCAUUCUGCACCUAGGGAACUUGGAAAUCCAAGCGGAAAGAGACGGUGAUGCCUGUAGCGUAUCGAGCGAGGACGAGCACUUGAACAACUUCUGUGGCUUGCUGGGAGUGGAGCACAGCCAGAUGCAGCACUGGCUUUGCCAUCGUAAGCUCGUCACCACAUCCGAGACCUACGUGAAGAGCAUGUCUGUGCAGCAAGUGGUGAACGCCAGGAACGCCCUGGCCAAGCACAUCUAUGCCCGGCUCUUCAACUGGAUCGUGCAGCACAUCAACAAGGCCCUGCACACCACCGUCAAGCAGCACUCCUUCAUCGGCGUGCUCGAUAUCUAUGGGUUUGAAACUUUUGAAGUGAAUAGCUUUGAACAGUUCUGUAUCAACUAUGCCAACGAAAAGCUCCAGCAGCAGUUCAACUCGCACGUGUUUAAGCUGGAACAAGAAGAGUACAUGAAGGAGGGAAUCCCUUGGACUCUCAUAGACUUCUACGAUAACCAGCCCUGCAUAGACCUUAUAGAGGCAAAACUUGGUAUCUUGGACUUACUGGAUGAAGAGUGCAAGGUUCCCAAAGGCACUGACCAGAACUGGGCGCAGAAGCUGUACGACCGGCACGCCAGCACCCAGCACUUCCAGAAGCCCCGCAUGUCCAACACCUCCUUCAUCGUCCUGCACUUUGCCGAUAAGGUGGAAUACCAGAGCGAGGGAUUUCUGGAGAAGAACAGGGACACCGUGUAUGAGGAACAGAUCAACAUCCUGAAAGCCAGCAAGUAUCAAAUGGUGGCAGACUUAUUCCAAGAUGAGAAGGAUGCUGCACCCACCACUUCCAUGGCAAAAGGAACAUCCAAAAUCAGUGUCCGUUCUGCCAGACCAGUGAUCAAAGCUGCCAAUAAGGAGCACAAGAAAACGGUGGGGCACCAGUUCCGCAACUCGCUGCAUUUGCUGAUGGAGACUCUGAACGCCACCACCCCGCACUACGUGCGCUGCAUCAAGCCGAACGAUGAGAAGCUCCCCUUUAAAUUUGAUCCGAAAAGAGCGGUACAGCAGCUGAGAGCUUGUGGAGUGCUGGAGACCAUCCGCAUCAGUGCAGCUGGCUUCCCGUCCAGAUGGUCCUACCACGACUUUUUCAAUAGGUAUCGUGUUCUUAUGAAAAAGAGAGACCUCUCCAAGAAUGACAAGAAGCAGAUCUGUCAGACCCUGUUGGAAGACCUCAUUAAGGAUCCAGACAAGUUCCAGUUUGGACGUACCAAGAUCUUUUUCCGUGCAGGCCAGGUGGCAUAUCUGGAGAAACUGCGAGCAGAUAAGUUCAGAGCUGCCACAAUCAUGAUUCAGAAGACGGUGCGGGGCUGGCUGCAGAGGGUCAAGUACAAAAGGCUGAGACAAGCUGCAAUGGUCAUCCAGCGCUACACGCGUGGGCACCUGGCCCGGAGACUUGCUGAGCACCUGAGGAGGACGAGAGCUGCCAUCGUUUUCCAGAAGCAGUACCGAAUGCUGCGGAUCCUCCGAGCUUUCCAGAGGGUCCGCAACGCAACCAUCACCAUUCAGGCUUUUGCUCGGGGCAUGUUUGUCAGGAGGAUUUAUCGCAAGAUCCUCGCGGAGCAUAAGGCCACCAUCCUCCAGAAGUACACCCGUGGCUGGCUGGCCCGCACUCGCUUCCGCCGGGUCAGGGGUGCCACCAUCGUCCUGCAGUGUUACUACCGGCGCAUGAAGGCCAGGCAGGAGCUGAAGGCGCUGAGGAUCGAGGCCCGCUCAGCACAGCACCUGAAGAAGCUCAACAUUGGCAUGGAGAACAAGGUGGUCCAGCUUCAAAGGAAGAUCGAUGAGCAGAACAAGGAAUACAAACUUCUGAACGAGCAGCUCUCUAUGCUCACGUCAGCCCACUCCUCUGAAGUGGAAAAGCUGAAGAAGGAACUGGUGCAGUAUCAGCAGAGCCACCGGGGUGAUGGCAACCAGCUUGUCAGCUUGCAAGAAGAGAUGGAGCAGCUCCGGCUGGAGCUUGAAAAAGCUCAUGGUGAGAGGAAGGUUGUGGAAGACAGCUACAUUAAGGAGAAAGACCUACUGAGAAAGCGCAUAUCCGACUUGGAAGAAGAAAAUGCUCUCCUGAAGCAGGAAAAAGAAGAGCUUAACAGCAGGAUCCUGUGUCAAUCUGAAGAUGAAUUUGCACGAAACACAGUUGAGGAAAAUAUCCAGAUGAAGAAAGAGCUGGAAGAAGAGAGGUCUCGUUAUCAGAACCUGGUAAAAGAGUAUUCGAGGCUGGAGCAGAGAUAUGACAACUUGCGGGAUGAAAUGACUAUUAUAAAGCAAGCACCGGGGCACAGGAGAAACCCAUCCAACCAGAGCAGUUUGGAGUCGGAUUCCAAUUAUCCAUCCAUAUCAACCUCUGAGAUAGGAGACACCGAGGAUGUAAUACAACAAGUGGAGGAGGUCGGGAUGGAGAAAGCUGCCAUGGAUAUGACCCUCUUCCUAAAGCUACAGAAGCGAGUGAGGGAGCUUGAGCAGGAGAGGAAGAAGCUGCAAACCCAGCUGGAGAAAAAGGAGCAAGAGAGCAAGAAAUCCCAGGUAAUUGAAACGAAGACUGAAGUGACUUCAGACCACGAAGAUUUUGCAUACAACAGUCUGAAGAGGCAAGAGCUGGAGUCGGAGAACAAGAAGCUGAAAAAUGAACUUAAUGAGCUGAGGAAGGCUAUCGCAGACCGAGCAACCCAGAACAACUCAUCCAACGAUAUUCAGGACAGUUACAACCUCUUACUGAAUCAGCUGAAAUCGGCCAACGAGGAGUUGGAAGUGCGGAAGGAAGAGGUGCUCAUCCUGAGGACACAGAUUAUGAAGGCAGCCCAGCAAAAAGAGACAGGGAAAAACAUGGUAAUUGAGAGGGAAAGCAUCACUACUAAUGCCAGCUGGCCGAACAGUGACAAGCACAUUGAUCAGGAGGACGCGAUUGAAGCCUACCAGGGGAUGUGCGAGACGAACCGCAAGACUGAGGACUGGGGGUAUCUCAAUGAAGAUGGAGAGCUCGGCUUGGCUUAUCAAGGUUUAAAGCAAGUUGCCAGGUUGCUGGAAGCACAACUCCAGGAUCAGAGGAGAGAGCAUGAGGAGGAGGUAGAAGCUCUGAAAAACCAGGUGGAUGCAAUGAAAGAAGAGCUGGAGAAACAGCAGCAGGCUUUCCUGCAGACCCUGCAGCUGUCUCCGGAGGCCCAGGUGGAGUUUGGACUUCAGCAAGAAAUUACACGUCUCACCAAUGAAAAUCUGGAUCUUAAAGAAUUGCUAGAGAAGUUAGAGAAGAAUGAAAAGAAGCUGAAGAAGCAGCUGAAGAUUUACAUGAAGAAGGUCCAGGAUUUUGAAGCAUCACAAGUCACGGUACCGGCGGAGAGGAGGCAGCAUGAGCGUAACAUGCAAGUUGCCGUCCAGAGGAAGGAGAAAGAUUUUCAGGGCAUGCUGGAAUAUUAUAAAGAAGAUGAGCCACUCCUCAUCCGAAACCUCAUUACAGAUCUCAAGCCCCAGGCAGUGUCUGCUACUGUUCCCUGCCUUCCUGCUUACAUCCUCUACAUGUGCAUCAGACACGCGGAUUACAUCAACGAUGACCAGAAAGUGCACUCCUUGCUCACCUCCACCAUCAACGGGAUUAAGAAGGUGCUGAAGAAACACAACGAUGACUUUCAGAUGACGUCGUUUUGGCUGGCCAAUACGUGUCGCCUCCUGCACUGUUUAAAGCAGUACAGCGGAGACGCGGGUUUCAUGACACAAAACACACCUAAGCAGAACGAGCACUGUCUGAAGAACUUUGACCUGACCGAAUACCGCCAGGUGCUGAGCCACCUCUCCAUCCAGAUUUACCAGCAGCUCAUUAAGAUAGCAGAGGGCAUACUCCAACCCAUGAUCGUGUCUGCGGUGUUGGAAAAUGAGAGUAUCCAGGGGCUUUCCGGUGUCAAACCGAUGGGCUACAGGAAUCGCUCCUCCAGCAUGGCAGAUGGUGACAGCUCCUACAGCCUAGACGCAAUCAUUCGCCAGCUGAACACGUUCCACAGCAUCAUGUGUGACCAGGGUCUGGACCCAGAGAUCGUGCAGCAGGUCUUCAAGCAGCUCUUCUACAUGAUCAACGCGGUUGCCCUGAACAACCUCCUGCUGAGGAAGGAUGUCUGCUCGUGGAGCACGGGCAUGCAGCUAAGGUUUAACAUAAGCCAGCUGGAGGAAUGGCUGCGUGGGAAGAAUCUGCAGCAGAGUGGAGCAGCACAAACUUUGGAGCCCUUGAUUCAAGCAGCACAGCUUCUGCAGCUGAAAAAGAAAACCUCGGAAGAUGCUGAGGCCAUCUGCUCCUUGUGCACAUCACUCACGACCCAGCAGAUUGUAAAGAUACUUAAUCUCUACACUCCUGUGAAUGAGUUUGAAGAACGUGUGACAGUAGCUUUCAUACGAGACAUACAGAUGCACUUGCAAGAACGAAAUGACCCUCCGCAGCUGCUCUUAGACUUCAAGCACAUGUUCCCAGUUUUGUUCCCCUUCAACCCAUCCUCCAUAACCAUGGACUCUAUUCAUCUCCCUGCUUCUCUCAACUUGGAAUUUCUCCAUAAAGUCUGAAGAAAGUACAAAUAAGCCCACCUCUCCUACCCAGAGACCUCCAGCAAAGAAAGAAAAAUCACAAAAGGAAUUUAAGGAGCUCUUUAAAUAUGGACCAAACAGGUUUAUGGAAGAACCAAUACACAGUAAUAAAUGGAUGCUAAACUGUACAGUAAAAAAAGAGACUGAUCUGUAUGUGAUUUUUUUUUUUUUUGGUAAUUUGCAGCUCAGAAUAAGGAUACUUGAAAUGUAGAUUUAUUUUUUACUGUUUGAUUUUAUGUUGACAUAGUUCAAAGCCCAUAAUCAUCUCCAAAAGCCACUAACAAAAAAGAAUGGUGAGUGGGAGGCAACUUACUUGGAUCUUCAUAGGUGUCUAUGAAGAAAUGACAGUUAAAUCAAAAACAAAAUCUGAGACACUUAUGCUGCCUUGAAGGACGUGUGAUUUGCCUAAUAGCUAGGUGGUUUUGUAUGCGUUAAUAACGGGACAUGCAAUUCUGCCUCCUGUUCUUGCUAGUAACUGUAUUGCGAUAGUGAGUUGAGAAAGUAAAUUGCAGAAGGUGCAAGUACCUAUUUAUCACGCUGGUUAAGGUAACGGGCUUGGACGCUGCUUGUUUCCAUUGACGUGGAAUUUGUCACAAAUUCUAUGUUUGAGACAUGCUGUUGCUCCUCCUAACUACAUCCAGUGCAUCUGCUUCAUGGGAAUUCAAAUAAAUUGGCGGUUUGGACUUUCUUCCAUUACCAAGUUUACAUUAGUGACUUGCAAAGGUUUUGUCCUAGUGAAAUAAUGUUGAGACAAGGGACUGCCUUAGGCCUCCUGCUUCUAGUAUAGACAAGCAUCAUCCUGAUCCAUAGUGUUGGCUCUCCCUGUGCUUUUAAAAGCCAAAAACUUUCAUCUGGUGGCUACUGAGGUUCUUAGACCUCUUACAUGGCCUGUAUCAGAAUCUCAUGCAUAGGUAAGACGUGCUAAUGCAACCCAGUUUAAUAUUUGGGUCCCCAGUCCUACUUAGGUUCGGUGGGUUAGUCCUAGCCAUAGCAGUCCAUGGAAAAACUCUAUUCAGUUCAAUAGCCAUCCGAAAUUUUACCAGUCAUGCAAAUGCAGGGUUUAGAUAAAUGAAGAAUACUUAAAUAAAAAAAAAAGAGUUUUAAAACAAAAGGGAAUGGGUAAGCAAUGAAACGUUUUAACACAAAAAAUUUUUAAGAUAGCGUGUUAGUAAUGUAAGCCAUUUCUUUAAGAGUGAACACGAACUCUUUGUCUACAACAAGCUUAAAGGAAUAAUUGCAAUCAAUUCAAAUUCUGUUAGGAUUUUUUUUAAGCUAACUUAUAAAUUAAAACCAAUCCUCUGACCUCACCAGGUAGACAUUGAAAGGGGCCAGCCACUCACAAAAGCAGCCAUUGAUUUUUCUCGGUACUUACCACGACACGCUGACUUCUCGGUUACUGCAGAGAGCCACCCUCCUUGCUGAGAAGGAGGAAAGGUGGGUUCCCGAGGCUGAGCGAUGUUGUACGAAGACCCUGAUGGUGAUGCUUCUGCCGUAGCUCAGCGUGCCAAAAUGCAACGAAGGUGUCUGGCAGCAGCGAAAGCCCCGCUCAUCUUAGCGCUGGGAGCAUUUCGCCCUUUCCACUUCCAUAGCGGUCUCGUCUAAGGAGAUCUUAACUUACCUGCUUUUGUGGUUGCCGUUCCUGAAGUCUCGGCAAUUCCGCGAUGAUUAAGAGCUUUCAGAAAAACCUCUCUGUAUCUGACUACUUUUAGAGUUGGUGUAAAUCAUAUCCAAACAGCACGUUUAUGACCAGGUACCCUGUCUGCUCAGAGGAUUAAAAUAGAAUGUGAAGUCUCUUAAAGAUAGGCUACAUCCCACCAUGCUGCAGUCACCUUUUUAGGUAAGGAGUAUGUUUUGAUUUAAACAUCGUGUAUAUAAUCUAUGUAUAUACAAACUGUAAUAGUCCUGUAUGUACUAUAUAUGUAUAUUACUAUCCAGAAAGCACAUUUUUAAAGAAAAAGUUGAGUGCUGUGAAGAAUUCUUUCAAAUGGACUAUGGUUUAGUACAGCUGUUACCAGUGAAGGACAGACUUAAGGCCAUUUCCUAGGGAGAAGUUAUCUUUUCCCCUAACCGUCACCCAGCUAACGAUAGAAGAAAAUGUAUUGCUUGUAUAGUACCAGCACUACCUCCAAGCGACAGUCCUUGAGCACUUGCAUCUACUACGUAUAUUCAGUAGUGCCUUCAUCUCCCCUUCGUAUACACUAAGGAUAACGCCACCAUUUUGCUGUCUGUGCCCAGCAAGCCCGUGCUCUUCUGCCACUUGCUCAGCUAUGAUAUUUUUAUUUAUCGUACCUACCUCUUUUCACGUUUGCAAAUGAAUGUUUUUGCAAUGCUCUGUAUUUAAUUUUUUUAAUGGUAGCCUAUCCCUUUUUUCCCACACUAUAGUCAUCACAGUUUAAAAAUAAAAAUAAUUCAAAGCAGAAUUCAGUCUUUGUGUAAGGCGGUUUUAACAUAGCGCUAUUUCUCAGAAUUCAUCUUAGGCCAGCAGUUUCCUCUCAGGCUCUUCAGGUCUCUACCUCUCUCUGAUGUAAAUUAUUCAGAGUAUGAUUCCCAACAGAUUGAUUAAACCAAUGGUUGUCAUUCAGACUAAAUGACAGGUUGCUGCAGAAUCCUCUUCUGCAACGAUUUUGUUGCUGAUCGCAAUUAGAAAAUGUGGUUAAUGGCCUUUUAGGGGAUAAUGGUCUUUUGCUGGCAUUUUCAGGAUCAUGAUUUACAUGUACAACAAAGAGACUUUCUUAAAAACUCUUGGUAUGUAUAGAUGGGAACUGGGAUUUAAUGUCUUGAUCUGUGACAAUGUAGUUUAUCCAUUAAAAUCCAUCUGGAAGAGGACUCUAUGAAAUAUCUUUAAUAUGUCUUUUCUGUUAGCGAUUUUUUUGAAUUUGUUUUUAAAUGUUAAUUUUGUUAAAUUACUAUGCUCAAGCAUGCCUGCCUUUCCUCAGAUUGGCACUUCUUUAUUUAAUUUAACACAAAGCAUGGCUUUGAGAAAGCUGGCUGUUUCCCAGUUCUGUCUUUAUUUUUAAAUAUUGAUUAUUAAGUUGAGCAUUUUCCCACUGUGUGCCUUUAGCUGUUACUAAGGUAACUGACUUCUCAACCGCUGUUUCUCUGAAACAAGCAUUAAAAUGUGGGAAUACUGUUAUUGUUCUGUCAUAAAAAGUUGUCUGUGGAUGUAUAAGUGCUUAUAAAAUUUCACUCUGAGGAGGUCUGCAAAAACACUUUGAAGUUCCUAGGGAAAAAAAAAAAAACCUGACCCAUGCUGAUUUUUGCAUGUAUAAUGUAUCUCAGAAAAGCACUAUUGGGAAUCGGAAAAAAAAAAAAACAAACCAAAAAGAAACCCCAUCAAAAAAUGAAACCCCCAAAAAACCAUAUCACACAAACCACCACCGCUAUGAAAUGAACACUUCAAACUGAAGUUCAGGCACAUGCUGUCUGGCCUAUGAAAAGCAUCCAGAACAAUGUACACGCUUCAUUUUCACCAAAAACUUGCUUUGAUUUUUUUUUUUUCCUUUUUUUCUUUUAUUGGCAUUUUGUAGCUAAGGUUGCUUAUCUUUUGGCUGGUAAAGCUGUUGUAGUUGUUGACUGUAGAAAAGAACAUUAGACAUGAAACUGAAUUUAUGCAGUCCUACAUCAUAAACGUUUUUUGCUCAUGCAGUUUAUUUCCCUGUAUCUAAAAGAAGGACUUCUUUGUAUGAGUGAAACAGUAGCAAAAUGUGGGCAUGUUUCAGAGUUUAAGCCUAGUGGCUACCUUUCCUGAUACUGCAACUUAAACACUGAAAUCACACCACCACCUAAAGUCUUUGCAAGAUAUGACUCUCUAUUUGUGUGAUUUGCAAAAGAUACAAGUGAAAAAGAUGCACUUGAAACAACAGGUCGUUUUCCUCAUUUUCAAUAGUAAAUGAAAAAAACUGUGCAAACUUAUUCUUUCAGACCAUAUUUAACUGAAAAAUUAGCAUUUUGCCAUUGCAUAUAAAUAUAAUCUAAUUAAAACAAAUUGCAUGAACUGCCAUGAGGCUUCUUCCUCCAACUUUAUUGAUUCACAUAUAUAUUACAGUCAUAAAUUGAUUAUUUUUUUUCCUGAAUGAAGUUCUAGUAACGUAGAUGUUAAGUAAAACAAUCCAGAGGACAUAUUCCCCAAUGAGUAUACAAAUUAUUUCAAAAUGUAAAUGCCAGUGGACAAAGACUUUCGAAUUAAGUUGAAAUUAGGAGAAAACAAAUUAUCAAAAAAUGUGCUACUACAGUGCAAUGUCUAUUUUGUUUGUUUGUUUGGGGGGGUUGUGAAGUCUCAUUACCUUAACGGGCAGAAGGUAUAGCUGCUCUCAAAGGAGUUGAAUGAUAUACAGGAGUGAAUACUGUAGAUGAAAUACUACUGCUUAUAAAAUAUUUUUCCAUUUUGAACAAAUCUGUAAACUACACCUUUGUUUAUAGGAAAUUGCUUGUAAUAGUCACUGUAAUAUUCAGCUGUGGAUAAAAAAAAUUUGUGAAAUAAACACUUUUGAAGAAACUGGGA